Helobdella robusta is the source of this 645-nucleotide messenger RNA. RefSeq lists its product as hypothetical. The transcript is spliced from 2 exons. The record is from RefSeq and is a predicted model, not a curated record. NCBI's taxonomy places the organism in Eukaryota, Metazoa, Annelida, Clitellata, Rhynchobdellida, Glossiphoniidae. Bases 1 to 645 code for a protein of 214 amino acids.
AUGGCUACAGCGGAUCCACCGAGCGAAAGUCGUAAAAACGUCAACAACGAAAUACCAGCGACAAACAACACCCAGCAAGAUAACAUGCUACAGGAUAAAAAUCGGUGGUCAAACAGAGUAACAACACCAGUGGAGAACUUACCGUUCAGUCUCGUACUGCGCAAAAACAAGCGUUCACGGUCAGACAACAGCAGCACCAAUCGCAUUGAAACCAAUAGUAACAACGCCAACCGUCAAAACAUCAUAAAUUAUUCAGAGGUUGCAAAAAAAGUUUCAAAUAAAAUUGUUGGAAACAAAGUUAGCAAUAAUUGCAAAUUGAAAGCUGAGAAACAGCCGAUAAAAAAGUCAUUUUUCAUGAUAAGCAACAUUCUGCAAUGCCACCGUGAUGAUGUUGUUGAAUACUUGUCAACAAAUGGAAUCAAAGUAAUUUCGUAUUUUUCUGUUUUUAAAAAGUCAAAUAAUUCGAUUGAGGGUACCAAAAACAACAAUGAUGAUGAGCAGUCCACAAUUUUCAGAGUGUGUGUCGAAAGUUGUGACGCCUGCAAGAUGAAAGAUCCUGACGUCAUUUUGAAGCACAUCAUCGUUCGUGAGUGGCGCUUCAACCAGAAAAAACCCGAAGAAAGUAAUAAUGUUAAACAUGAUUAG